Messenger RNA from Magallana angulata, 2239 nucleotides. RefSeq lists its product as uncharacterized. Bases 146 to 2098 code for a protein of 650 amino acids. The record is from RefSeq and is a predicted model, not a curated record. The transcript is spliced from 2 exons. Lineage: Eukaryota; Metazoa; Mollusca; Bivalvia; Ostreida; Ostreidae.
CUGACCGUCUUUGGUUUGACGUUUUAACAUUUAUAAUCCCAAAGAACCAAACAAAAUUAAUACAUCAAAUAGCCAUACAUGACAAGAAGAACUCUAAUAAUUAGUUACUGAGUGCUCUGUUUCAAAGGCUGCUCUUAUAUCAGUGAUGGCCCCAGCUGAUAAGAAUGAAUACGACCUUGCCCGAAAUUAUGGCCUUGACAUCAGCAUGCCGGAAGCAAACUUUGCCGUGGCUUCCGCUGCACAGAAAGAAUACCAGAAAAGAUGCAACUUUCUAUACCGGGAUUUCAUGAAAAAUAUGAGCGUACACAUAAAACAAGAGCAAACGAUUAAAAAGGAACUGCGGAACUUAAAGAAGGAAAAAAUGUUAAACAGCCAUUACUCUUUGUAUCGUACAGACGGUAAGGAUCUUUUUUCUACCGCCAAAAAGAACCGAGAGACGCUACUGAAAAAGAACGAAUUGUCCAGUUCGUUCUUUGACGAUCUGUGUUUUAAUCCCUGGGGACUAGACUCCAUCAUAGACGAAGAUCUGAUCCGCCCCAAAACCGCCCCGGCAGGGGUAACUGAUGGAGAGGUCCCCACGGAUUCACAGCAAGACACUUUAGAUAUACCGCCAAACUCCGAGGGUGGGCACAUAAAACGCCCUUCCCUAGCAGCUACACUUGACGCCGACCAUGUCAACACACAGGUCGCUAAGGUAGAACAUCUACUGCAGUCUCAGUCCCAUUCCCAGGCACUCCCUGUUCCUGCGAAACCACCGGAUCCAGCCAGUCCCACGCUAGGGGGCGGUAUGGUCAAAUCGACAGGGCCCCCGAAACUAGUCAUUAGUAGGCCCAACUCGGUGACUGACGAGAGUUCUUGUGACGGCGAAGUGGAUAUUCUGACAGAAAGAACAAGGGCCAGGAAUAUCACGAUUGACAGAGAAAAGUUUCUAGAGCUCCAAAAGGGCGACGUUGACGUCAAGCUUAAAAACAAAGACGGCGCAUUCCUUGUCAAACCUGUCAAGAUGAACUAUGACCCCACCGGGGUCGAUGCCGUUUUCAUUGCUAAGGAUCCGUCCAAAGAACGAAUGGCAUUGGUUCGGCAGAAGACAAACUGGAAAACGCCAACAGUGGCAGCAGAGCUCAAAAUAAACAACAGAAUAGCUAUUCAAAAAUCCCUUAUUGGAAAAUCGGCAAAGAAAACCACCGUUGCCGAAAUCUUUAACAGUGGAAGAGACAGGAAAACUCGCCAUUUUAGAAUUAUAUCAAAAUCCCUCAGAAACGACGAAACUGACGCUAAUGACCGCAAGGAGUCGCUGCGACCCGCGUCCUCACCCGCCGUAAGACUGAACGUCAAGUCUGGGGGAGGAUCCAAAAAGGCAAGCGUUCUGAAAACUCGGACUGCGGAAAAUGGACCCCCGAUUGUGAUACACGAGGCAUUCACUAACAAGGCAACGAAAAAACAAUCGCAGGGAGUCUCCAGGGAAAACAGUCUAAACGAUUCCUCGACAGGUAAAAGAGUCAAAGAAUUCUUAUCGAGUUCACUAGGCGUCUCCAAUAACAAACGGAGCUGUGAGUCGGCGAGUUCCGUCAUGCGUUCUACGUCACAAGCCUCGAUGGAAAGUCAUGACAUAUUGAAUACUUCCGGUAACCACCGAGUGUCGUUCGCUAGGGGAGGUCCCCAGGAGUCCUCCAAUAUACUGAACAGGUCCCACUCCUCCAUGUCUAUGAGAGAGGGCAAUGUACAGUUUAAGAUGACUGAUGCAGAUAUGAACAAAAUGCUUGAUAGGCUCAUAGAAGGUAAGGGGGAGAAGGAAGACUACAGUAACCAAACCGAGGAAACCAUGUCCGAUCUACAAGGGGCCAUCAAGGCGCUAACUUUCAUGAAGCGCUUGAGUAGAAUGUCGAGUCGGAACAAGCGCAACACUCCGUCAGAUGUCGCUUCAAGUACCGGAACUGCAACUAACUCGCAACUUCCGAGGCGGAUAAGUAGUCGCCAGGAGACGGACAAAUUCAUCAGGGAGUCGAAGCAGAAGGAUGAUCAGUAUCUGGACACGAUGGAUUCUAUGAGGCGCAGGGUGGCGCUGGGUGCGUCCAAAUCACGAAGUGGCUGGAAAUGAUGAAAGCCUAGCGAGUGCCAACGUAUUGAGAAUUGAGCUCUGUAACAAUCAUUCUGUUUUGUUGCAAUUAUUUUUAUUGUGUUUGUUGUUUAUACAUAUUUAUUUUUUGGAUUCAUAUAUAAUGAACCAAAGCAAACUGAA